Myxozyma melibiosi is the source of this 3627-nucleotide messenger RNA. RefSeq lists its product as uncharacterized. Gene Ontology annotation, biological process: maturation of SSU-rRNA from tricistronic rRNA transcript (SSU-rRNA, 5.8S rRNA, LSU-rRNA); endonucleolytic cleavage of tricistronic rRNA transcript (SSU-rRNA, 5.8S rRNA, LSU-rRNA); ribosome biogenesis. Gene Ontology annotation, molecular function: ATP binding; GTPase activity; ATP hydrolysis activity. Bases 39 to 3533 code for a protein of 1164 amino acids. NCBI's taxonomy places the organism in Eukaryota, Fungi, Ascomycota, Lipomycetes, Lipomycetales, Lipomycetaceae. Gene Ontology annotation, cellular component: nucleus; 90S preribosome. The record is from RefSeq and is a predicted model, not a curated record. The transcript is spliced from 4 exons.
AAUCAGAUCUUGCCUUCGACACUCCACCGUUCUUCACCAUGGAGCAAGAAAACAAGAGCCACAGAGCAGUUCGGACGAAGAACGCGAAGAAGAGUCUUCACAACAACGGCCAUAAUGCAAAAGCAUUUGCUGUUGCGGCGCCUCGGAAGCUUGAGAGACAGGCUCGGCGCACUCACGAUGUGAACGAAAAACGGUUCCAUGUGCCUAUGGUGGACCGUACUCCAGAGGAGCCGCCACCAGUAAUUGUCGGUGUCGUGGGUCCUCCAGGCACUGGAAAAACCACGCUGAUCAAGAGUUUGGUUAGAAGAUACACAAAGCAUACUCUCAGUGACAUCAGAGGACCGGUGACUGUUGUUUCGGGAAAGCGACGCCGCCUGACCUUCAUGGAGUGUAACAACGAUCUCAACUCAAUGAUGGAUAUCGCCAAGAUUGCUGAUCUCGUUCUACUGAUGAUCGAUGGAAACUUUGGGUUUGAGAUGGAGACCAUGGAGUUUCUCAAUAUCCUCGCACCCCAUGGGUUCCCUCGAAUUUUGGGCAUUGCCACUCAUCUUGAUCUUUUCAAGUCACCGGCUACCCUGCGUGCCUCCAAAAAGAGACUUAAGCAUCGUCUAUGGACUGAAGUGUACAAGGGAGCUAAGCUGUUCUAUCUAUCCGGUAUUAUGAAUGGUCGUUACCCAGACCGAGAAAUCCUCAACCUUGCGCGUUUUAUCAGCGUUAUGAAAUUUCGCCCUCUGAAGUGGAGAAACGAACACUCGUACCUUCUUGCUGAUCGUGUGGUUGAUGUCACGCAUCCGACGGAAAUCGAGCAGAACCCGAAAACAGAUCGCAAGAUCACCCUUUAUGGUUACGUCCACGGUACUGCUCUGCCAUCUGCGAACGCUCGUGUCCAUAUCCCUGGUAUCGGAGACUUGACGGUGUCUGAAGUCGAGAGACUUCCGGAUCCGUGUCCCACGCCCUUCCAAGAAAAGAAAGAAGUCGAGGAAGGUAAAAUCAAACGACGGAAGCGACUGGACGACAGACUGAAAGUCAUCUACGCGCCAAUGAGUGACGUAGGUGGUGUCCUGAUCGAUAAAGAUGCCGUUUAUAUCGACGUCGGACACCGCAGCUUCGUCGAAGGUGAAGAGAGGGGUGUUGGUGAACGUCUUGUUGUUGGUCUUCAGAAUGCCCAGAAGAUGCUCGGUGAGGGAAGUGCCGGAAUUCAAUUGUUCCAGGGUGCUGAUGUCCUUAACGAAGUCAAGGAGGAAGAUGAUCUGGAAGACGAAUUAGAAAAGAACAACACCGGCCGAAAGGAACGUCGUCGGGGAAAUGUGAUUGUUGGUGAUUCUUACGAGGACACGGACGCCAAAUUCAACGAUAACGAGGAUGACGAUGACGAAGAUGAUGAUGACGAGGAUGAUGAAAAGGCAUACAACAGUGCGAAUAAAAAGCACCUCGCUGACGAUGACGAAGAAGGCCAAGACGAGGAAUUCGAAUUCGCAGACAGUGAUUCCGACAUGGGCUUCGAUGACGAGUUUGAUGGUUUCGAGGAUGAAAACGGUGGUGAUUUGAGAUGGAAAGACAAUCUCGCCGAUCGCGCUCUCAAAGACUACAAAAUUGGUCGUCGCAAGUGGGAUAUCGGAAAGCUGCUCUAUCUUGAUAACAUCACUCCUGAAGACGUCAUCAAGAGAUGGAGAGAUGAGGAAAUUUCAAACGGAUCUGAAGAGGAAGAAAGUGGCUCCGAAAACGAAGAGGACGACGAUGAUGGAAAUUUCUUCAAGAAACUUGAUAACACUUCGAUCCUUUCUGCUGGAACAGAGGUUAUCGAUCGUUCGCUACCGGCAUAUGAUCAGGAAGAACUAAAAUCCAAGUGGAGCGAGGAAGGCUCAGGACUCUCGCUUAUCAGGGGUCGAUUCUUGACCGGUCACGCUGACGAUGAUGAAGAGGACGACGCGUAUCACUCGAGCGACUUUGACAGCGACGAGGACGGAGAAGACUUGGGUGACUUUGAAGACCUCGAGACUGGUGAGAAGCACGAGUCAGUCAAAAAGGAAGCCUCUGAGGGCGAAGAAGGCGGAGAUGAAAGCAAAUCUUCUAAGCGUGACUACGCAAAGGAACGUGAGUUAAACGCCAAGAAGAAAGAGAAGCUCCGUUUGCGCUUUGAGGAGGAAGAGCUUCAGGAAGACGACGGACUCGGAGACGAUGAUCAAGACAAGAAGCUCUACGAUACUUGGCAUGAUGCUCAGAAGGCCAAGAUUGCCAAACAGCAAGAGAUCAAUAAGGCCGAAUUUGACGAGCUGGAUCAGGCCACUCGUGAUCGUAUUGAGGGUUUCCGAUCCGGCUGCUAUGUCCGUGUAGUGAUCGAUCACAUUCCUUAUGAGUUUAUCGAAACCUUUGAUCCAAAGUUCCCAGUUGUUAUUGGCAGUCUGUUGGCGUCAGAGGAUCGUUUUGGAUUCGUCCAAGUCCGUAUCAAGCGUCAUCGUUGGCAUCGCAAGAUUCUCAAGACAAAUGAUCCGUUGAUCUUCUCCAUUGGAUGGAGACGGUUCCAGAGUAUUCCAAUCUAUACCACCACCGACUCGAGAACUAGGAACCGUAUGCUGAAGUACACCCCGGAGCAUUUACAUUGUCUCGCUACUUUUUACGGGCCACUGGUUGCACCUAAUACAGGUUUCUGUGCUGUGACCUCGGUUGCUAAUAAGUCAGCCACGGGCGCUUUCCGAAUUGCUGCGACGGGUACCGUCCAGGAAGUUGAUCAGAGCGUCGAGAUCGUCAAGAAGCUUAAACUUGUCGGCACUCCUUACAAGAUCUUUAAGAACACGGCUUUCAUCCAGGGGAUGUUCACAUCGGCCCUUGAGGUCGCAAAGUUCGAAGGAGCCACUAUCAAGACUGUUUCUGGAAUUCGUGGACAAAUCAAACGAGCGCUUGCUAAACCUGAGGGACACUACCGUGCUACUUUCGAGGAUAAGAUUUUGAUGAGUGAUAUCGUUAUUCUCCGAGCUUGGUAUCCUAUUAAACCUCGCAAGCUGUAUAAUCCUGUCACUUCCCUUCUUAUCAAGGACAAGACCGAGUGGCAGGGAAUGCGUCUCACCGGCCAAGUCCGUUACGAGAACGAGAUUGCUGUGCCCAACCAGAAGGACUCUCAGUACAAGACAGUCGAGCGCGAAGCUCGUCGUUUCAAUCCUCUUCGUGUUCCUAAGGCUAUUCGCACCGACCUUCCGUUCAAGUCUCAAAUCGCAAUGAUGAAACCGCAGAAGAAGGAAACUUACCUUGCGAAGCGGGCAGUUGUGCUGGGAGGCGACGAGAAGAAGAAGCGCGAUCUGCUGCAGAAGGUUAUGACCCUUCGCAACGAAAAGGAUCGUAAGCGACAGGAGAAGAAGCAGGAGCGCAAGGCGGUGUUUGAGAAGAAACUGGCCGAUAAUGAGCAGAAGAGAAGAGAGCGCGAGAAGAAAGAUAAAAAGGAGUACUUCAGCAAGUACGGCAAGAAACGGGGCGCCGACGGUCCUGGUGGACGGGGAGGAAAGCGCCGGAGAGGUGGCGGCGACGACUUUGAUAAUUAGAGUAUCAAAUUGUCUUAAUGUUUUGUUAUAUCAUAGAGGUAGGAAAUAGACGCAAAAGUUAUCCAUUAAUUCAAAGAGAGACAAAGCCCUACAG